Messenger RNA from Aspergillus japonicus CBS 114.51, 3459 nucleotides. Its product is annotated as putative mitochondrial inner membrane AAA protease Yta12. The coding region runs from base 244 to 3159 and encodes 971 amino acids. NCBI's taxonomy places the organism in Eukaryota, Fungi, Ascomycota, Eurotiomycetes, Eurotiales, Aspergillaceae. Gene Ontology annotation, cellular component: membrane; m-AAA complex. The record is from RefSeq and is a predicted model, not a curated record. Gene Ontology annotation, biological process: mitochondrial protein processing; protein-containing complex assembly. Gene Ontology annotation, molecular function: ATP hydrolysis activity; metalloendopeptidase activity; zinc ion binding. The transcript has 2 exons.
GCACGAAAUCAGCUCCAACUAAAGAGCUUCCCCUCUCCCUCCGUCCCCCUCCCCGCCACCACCUUUUCUUCUCUCCUCUACACCUCGUGCUCUUGGAAAUCAGCCCUACACGGCAACUACUGAUCUACCUGUGCCAUUGAGACCCGAGUAGAUCGAACACCACGUACGCCCUAUCGCGCCACCCAUCUGAAACUGGUCGCCCUCCCGGGCCUUCGAUACCCUUCACCUUCCCCCUUCACAAUCAUGGCUUCCUUGCUUCGACGACCAGGCAACCUGGCCCGGUACUCGAGGAGAGUAGCCGACAGCGUCUUCCGCGCCGGGCCGCUCACCGUGCAUGCCCCCCAAUCCCGAGUCUCGGCCCUGAUCCUCGCGCAGCGAGCGCGCACAUACGCCACGCAGCAACCCGGCGACAACGCUCCGAAGCCGCCAGCCAACGGGAAUGGCCAGAACAAGAAGACGGAAGGCACCGAUGGUCAAUCUGGCAAUGCCAAGGCGAAGAACACCCCCCAGCACGCCAUCACGCCCGAAGACGAGCAGCUGCUCAAUCGGUUCGUCGAGGAGAUGAAGACACGGAUGGAUUUCGAGCCUGCCAAAUCAAUGGUGGAGGAAAUGCGACAAAAGUGCAUGGUCUGCGGCUUAAAUCCAGACAUGAGGUCUUAUAUGGAACAGGUUGUCCAAGGGAAGACUCCGUCGAUGAUGAAAUUCAUCAAAUUCGCCAGGGAUGUGAGCAAUAUCUAUGAUAAGCAUGCGGAGUAUGUGCAACAAUCUUCAGACGCCAACGAGGGAUCUUCACAGAAAGCUACCGAUGGCAAAGAAGAUCCUGAAUCUCCUAGUCCUCGGCACCAGGAGUUCUUGGAGGAACUGAAGGCCCUUGAAACAGAGCUCAAAGCCACACGGCAGGCGUUCAGAAAAAAGUGGGGAGAGGAUCCCACGAAACACCCGAAGGCGGAACUUGAAGCCAUGGAGAAAGAGAUGGAGGGCAAGCGGGACGAGUUUCAAAAGAAAUACACAGACCCCAGCAAAUACACCAAGGCGGACAUUCGAGAAAUGAAGGAACAUGUGGACAAUCUAUAUAAAAGAAGGGAAGAAAACCGGGCGAAAUCUGGGAAAGGUUCGGGGCAGAAAAAUGAUAAAGGACAGCAACCCAAUGGCGACGUACCGAAGUUCAGCGAGAUCAAACUUGAUGUGCCGUCAAUCUUGAUCGGUACCCUCGUUCUUUUCUGGUUCUAUACUAGCCUGUUCCCUUCAGAGAACAAACAGGAUAUCACUUGGCAGGAGUUUAGAGCGGAUUUCCUCGAGAAGGGCUUGGUGGAGAAGCUAGUUGUGAUCAACAACAAUCGAGUGCGAGUUUACCUGGAUCGGGAUGCGGCUGCCACCGUAUAUCCCGGCUCGCCUGCUCAGAACGGCAGCUUUUACUAUUUCUUCAGCAUCGGUUCUGUCGACAGCUUUGAACGGAAACUUGAUGCAGCGCAGGAGGAACUUGGUAUUCCAAGCACGGAGCGGAUUCCCGUUCAAUAUUCUGAGGAGGUUCCAUUGGCAGCUACGCUUUUGUCUUUUGCUCCUACGGUCCUUCUUCUUGGCGGUCUCUUUUUCCUGUCGAGACGUGCAGGCGGCGGAGGUGGCCAGAGCGGUAUUUUCGGCAUUGGCAAAAGUCGGGCCAAACGGUUCAACCACGAGUCGGACAUCAAGAUCAAGUUUUCUGAUGUGGCUGGCAUGGACGAAGCGAAAGUGGAGAUCAUGGAGUUUGUUAGCUUUUUGAAGAACCCUAAGAAGUUUCAAAAGCUGGGAGCCAAGAUUCCUCGCGGUGCUAUUCUUUCGGGCCCUCCUGGUACAGGUAAGACCUUGCUUGCCAAGGCUACUGCUGGUGAAUCCGGCGUUCCCUUCUUCAGCGUCAGCGGCUCUGAAUUCGUCGAAAUGUUUGUUGGUGUUGGUCCUUCGCGUGUGCGCGACCUCUUUGCCAAUGCCCGUAAGAACACUCCCUGCAUCAUCUUCAUCGACGAGAUCGACGCUAUCGGCAAAGCGCGUUCCAAGAACCAGAUGGGUGGUGGAAAUGAUGAGCGCGAGAGUACUUUGAACCAAAUUCUUACCGAAAUGGAUGGUUUCAACACUACUGAUCAAGUGGUCGUGUUGGCUGGUACGAACCGACCCGACAUUUUGGACAAGGCUUUGAUGCGUCCCGGUCGAUUCGACCGACAUAUUUCCAUCGACAGACCUACCAUGGAUGGUCGCAAGCAGAUCUUUGCCGUUUAUCUGAAGAAAAUCGUGACCAAUGAGGAUAUCGAGUACUUGAAAGGACGACUUGCGGCCUUGACCCCUGGAUUUGCCGGUGCUGAUAUCGCGAACUGUGUGAACGAAGCGGCACUCGUUGCGGCCCGUGAAAAUGCGGAGAGCAUCACAAUGAAGCACUUCGAGCAGGCGAUCGAGCGUGUAAUCGGUGGCCUGGAAAAGAAGUCACUUGUACUCUCUCCUGAGGAGAAGCGUACAGUUGCAUACCAUGAGGCUGGACACGCUAUCUGUGGCUGGUACUUCCGUUGGGCCGAUCCUCUUCUCAAGGUUUCUAUCAUCCCCCGUGGUCAGGGAGCCUUGGGCUACGCGCAGUACUUACCUUCCAACGGUGAUACCUACUUGAUGAACCAGAAGCAGAUGAUGGACCGUAUGGCAAUGACGCUUGGUGGCCGUGUCAGCGAAGAACUGCACUUCGAUACCAUCACCACUGGCGCCAGUGACGAUUUCAACAAAGUAACCAGGAUGGCCACAGCCAUGGUGACCAAGUAUGGCAUGUCUCCUAGUCUUCGUUAUAUCUUCUACGAGGAGGACCCUCAAUCGCAGAUGCACAAGCCUUUUUCGGAAGAAACAGCGCGCAAUAUUGACAUGGAAGUCCGUUCAAUCAUCGCCAAGGCACACAAGCAAUGCCGCGACCUCCUGGAGGCUAAGAAGAAGGAAGUCGGCAUCGUGGCCGAAGAGCUUCUGGCCAAAGAAGUUCUCAGCCGAGACGAUAUGAUUCGUCUUUUGGGCCCGCGGGAAUGGCCCGACUCAGGCGAGUUCGCCAAAUACUUCGAUGGUCGCUCCGGCGCCACGAUUGCUCCCCCCGAACCGACACAGACGGACGACAGCGCCCAAGGAAAGGAUGGACGUGACUCAACACCACUCCCACCAUAGAUCGUCGCUAUCACUCAACCUUCCGGUUGCUACCACGGAUUUCUCAUCUGGCUGUAACCGUUCAUCGUUUUUCUUUUUUUGUGUCUAUUUGGAGCAGGGAAUACUUUCAUGGCUGAUGAGGGGAACAUACAUCGCUUUUUUCUUUUUCUUUUUUUUUUUUUCCCUUUUCGAUUCCUUCCAUCUUGUUCAGGUCUUGUAUCUAUUUUUCUUGAUUUUCCAGUCACGGAGCAUCUCCUUUCAAUCUUCUUUCAAAUCGUUUUCUGGAGGGGGCUCAAUACAUCCCACACUCCUUCAAAUCUA